CAAGGGAGAGCCUGGGUAGGCUCGGGAUUGAUUGAUUGCUGUUUUCGCGGUGCGCAGGAAUGAUGUUUGUUUUGAUACGCGCACUCUCGGACGCGCUGGGCACGGCAUUAUCGCACUAUAUAUGUGACUUUCCUGGAAUGAGCUCCCCAGUGGGGGGGCGGAUCACUAUAUUUUUUUUCUUACACGAUUGAUCUUGUCCGUCCGUGUGCCGUGUUGUAAGAAAAAAAAAGUUUGCGCGUUUUCAGUUUCUCUGGUGGGCGGAUACUGUGGGCAAAACAAACCUACAUAAGCGUCACGGUCUCUUGGGGUGUUGGUGCGUGCUUGAUGUAAUAGUAUUAUGGGAAACAUAUAGACUUGUACAAUUCAUAUAAUUAACCUGCAACGUCUUUGACCAAACAUGCGAAUUGCGAUAUGAUUUCAAUUCGCAACUCCCCAAACGGGAGUGAUGAAAUGAGGCCAACCUUCUUGAUAGCGCUGUGUUUUUGCCUUGGUACGAAGCUUGGAACAGCUUGCGCCAUUAGUACGCGUAGCGAGAUACUACGGGGGAAGAGCUUGACAGACACGGAGGGGCGCAUUGCAGUCGAGUGCUAUUCCGGGCCAUUGUUUUCUCCACGGGCCGCUGAACCAAAUAUAGAUGCCGCGGUUGCAAGAAUCGAAAGGAUCGAUGAAACGCUACGAAGCUGUCUUACCGUUUUAGAACUAUCGUCAGCUUUACGCAGGAUGGCAUGUUCACUAAUAUGGAGGAGGCAUGGGCCUCUCAAAGAACGCCCAAAGUUGCUCCAGGGCUGCUUGUGCUUGUGAAGAGGCGCUAAGCCAGUAAUCUCGUAGUGGCAGCGCUCAGCCUCGUCUGGUUGGUCACCAUGACGUUGACGCAGACCCUUCAAGGUUCCAUGUUGGUUUGGCUCAAGGGUUCUGGGGCAGAGAAAGAUGGGACAGCAAAUACUUGUACUUGUCUCUGCUGCUCGAAGCACAGCAUUGGCAUUGUGUCUGUACAAGAGCCGUCACCGUCUGAAUAUAGGGACCUCCGCAGCUUCGGGCUCACUACCCGUCCACCGUAUUUACAAAAUGCCCUCUGUUACGAAGC
Trichoderma harzianum CBS 226.95 is the source of this 1084-nucleotide messenger RNA. RefSeq lists its product as hypothetical. The transcript has a single exon. The coding region runs from base 412 to 801 and encodes 129 amino acids. The record is from RefSeq and is a predicted model, not a curated record. Lineage: Eukaryota; Fungi; Ascomycota; Sordariomycetes; Hypocreales; Hypocreaceae.